UGACUGUUAACUUUGGAGGCUGCUGUGGUUGGCCUUAUUUAGUCACAUGACCUGCAGCGCUUCAGUCCGGACACUUCUUGGUGCUUUUCGGAGUCUUCAGUUGCCUGCACACCUGUCAUAGGUCCAGCUGCAAAAAUGGAAGCUAAAUGCAUAUUGCCAAAAAUUACAGUACAACCAACAAGAGGACUUGUUGAUGAAAUGUUCUACAUAGCUGUUUCAAACCUAUCUCCUCAUCAAGAAGUCACCAUACGCUCUUUCCUUCAAUCUGAUGAUAAAGACUUCUGGCAUGCUUAUGCAUAUUAUGUCAGUGAUAAUAGUGGAGUAGUAAAUGUUGCUGAAGAUAAUAGCUUGGGAGGCUCAUAUGCUGGCAGAGAACCAACCGGACUCAUUUGGAGCUUAAAACCAGUACCUGGUGGAAGAACUGCCCUGAGGUUAAGAAAAACCGAAAUAUUUACACCAUUUGUCAUAAAUAUAUCUGUAUACAAAGGGCAUAUCAAAGGUGAUUUUAAAGAAGAGACUGCAUUAGCAUGUGCUGUAAUGGAGCGUUGGUAUGUUACACCCGGAGUUUCAAGGAUAGAAGUUAGAGAGAAUGGAAUUUAUGGAACUCUUUUCCUUCCACCAGGUCCUGGGCCAUUUCCUGGACUUUUAGACUUGUGGGGCGGAGGAGGAGGACUAGUAGAAUAUCGCUCUGCUCUCCUAGCUUCUCAUGGCUAUGCUACUCUUGCACUGGAGUACCUGUCCAGCAAGACAGAUUUUUCAAAAAUCGGAGAAAAAUAUUUUGAGGCAGCUUUUGGCUAUCUUGAGAGUCAUCCUCAGGUAUCAAGAGAACAUGUAGGUAUUUUUGGCCUCUGCUUUGGAGCUUCUGUGACUCUUUCUGUUGCAGCAAAUGAAAACAAGAUCAAUCCUAAAUGUUUGGUUUGUGUCAGUGGAACCCAUGUUAUAAGAAUUGGGGAAUCCAUCGAUAAAGUCUUUGCAGAUCUGAAACUAAAUGAGAAAAACACAAGGUUAGAUGAAAAUAAUCAUGUAAUAUGGCGAGAACUUGUCCUUCCAAUACCAACAGAUUCAAAUAAGAAAGUUAAUCUUGGAAAUUUAAAGUGUCCUCUUUUGCUGAUUGCUGGUGAUGAUGAUCAGAAUUGGCCGACUCCUGAAUCAGCUGAAGAUAUUGAAAAAAUGAUGAAGGAAGCAGGAAAUGGACAUCUUUUGACAAAAAUUAUCUAUCCUAAGGCUGGACAUCUUAUAGAGCCGCCUUAUAGCCCCCACAUUCGAUUCAGCAAUUUUGUUGACUUACAUACUCGUAAAAAAGUUAUUGCAUUAUGGGGAGGUGAAGCAAAAGAGCAUGCUUUUGCACAAGAAGACUCUUGGAAAAAAAUAUUGGAUUUUUUGGAUCUCCAUCUUUACAGUUCUAACACAGUUUUAAGUUAAGUUUUGACAUUUAAUGGUAAAUCCUUAUGGCACAGGGUGUCCAACUCUGAUCCUGUAGAAUCACAGUGCCUGCAGGUUUUUAUUCUAAACAUUUUCUUAGUAACCAGUUUUUGCUGUUAAUUAACUUAUUUUUCCUUAAUUUUAAUUGGCUUACUGUUUAAAAUUUAAACCUCUUAAUUGUUUUUUUCUUAAUUAGAACCCAAACAAUAAUGAGAGACAAAAUCAGCAAACACAUGAGCAACUAACCUGUGCCCAUCAUAGAAUGUCUGAAAAUAAAGAAAUGUGAAGGUCUAAGUGAUGGUAAUCUGCUCAGGUUUGCAAGAUUUAGACAAUAGUCUUAGGAAAAAAACAACAGUUUUGGAAAUGUCUUCUGUAACAGAAUAAGAGCAGUGACAGGCCAUAGAAUUAGAAUAAUUGGCUUCUAAUUAACAAACUGGUUGGAAUGAAAUUGGUAGGAGGUUAAGGCCCUCACUUAGCUUGUCAUUAGUUGGCUCACUUUAUAUCUAAUUUCUUGGCUGUCAUUUAAGGAAACAAAUGCAAUUCAGUGGACUGUUUUAAAAAACAAGGCAAUUAAAAUGAGGGAGAAAGAAGUCAAUUAACAACAGAAAUUAGUCACAGAUUAAGAAAGUGUCAGGAAGGAAAACCUUCACCCACUUCUGCCAUCCAGGAUCAGAGUUGGACACCCCUGUUAUAGAAUGAUGUUUCUUUGUUAAUGUUAUUGUUUUGUGUUUGUAUUUAAUGUCUUUCAGCAUUACUGUAUUUGUAAUUGUUGUAUAGCAAGUAAGACUUUAAGUACAAGCCUGUUUGAAUAAAUCAAUUGAAAUUUAACUGAAUAGUUCCAGGAAGUGAAAGUAAAUUCUUUUAAAAUAAUGCUUAAAUGGUACUUUUAAUAGUGUAAUAUACCAAGGUAACAGUAGUUUUAAAUAAAUAUGUAAAAUUAGAAUUUUCAUUGAACAGUUUUUAAUCUAUUCUUGCAACCUCUGACCUUUUGUUUUCAAAAUAACAUUUUACCUAUUCUUUUAGAAAUGAGAAAUUUUGAAGCAUUUCUUUAACAAUGAUUUAAGGAAUUUUAGAUCAUUUCUGCACAAUAUGAAUAUAUUUCUGUAUUAAUUCUAAUAGCCUUAAAUUGAAUAAUAAGCUAAACCUAAAAUGUUGACUGGUCAAAGUUUCAUAAUUGCUGGGUAAAUACCGUAGAAUGACUGUUGUUUAAAUAAUUGUACGGUAUGGUAACAAAUAAAAUGCAUUAUGUACUUUGUUUUUAUUAUUAAUCUAUACUAAUAAAAGGCAAAGCCCUCACUGACUCAC
Messenger RNA from Erpetoichthys calabaricus (reedfish), 2727 nucleotides. RefSeq names its product bile acid-CoA:amino acid N-acyltransferase-like. Bases 136 to 1422 code for a protein of 428 amino acids. The record is from RefSeq and is a predicted model, not a curated record. NCBI's taxonomy places the organism in Eukaryota, Metazoa, Chordata, Cladistia, Polypteriformes, Polypteridae. Gene Ontology annotation, biological process: acyl-CoA metabolic process; fatty acid metabolic process. The transcript has 11 exons. Gene Ontology annotation, molecular function: fatty acyl-CoA hydrolase activity.